Messenger RNA from Eimeria tenella, 6555 nucleotides. RefSeq lists its product as uncharacterized. Lineage: Eukaryota; Apicomplexa; Conoidasida; Eucoccidiorida; Eimeriidae. The coding region runs from base 1 to 6555 and encodes 2184 amino acids. Gene Ontology annotation, biological process: regulation of transcription by RNA polymerase II. The record is from RefSeq and is a predicted model, not a curated record. The transcript is spliced from 13 exons. Gene Ontology annotation, cellular component: nucleus; SWI/SNF complex. Gene Ontology annotation, molecular function: transcription coregulator activity.
AUGAGCUCCCCUUGCCCCUUACUAGGGGCAGAGACCCCCUUGGGGGUUGACCUUCCCAGCAUAAGUUGCUGCUGCUGCUGCAGCAAUGCUGGCUGCAGCAGCAGCCGUUGCUGCGUCCCCCAGUACGAAGAGCAGCAGCAGCAGCAGCGACGCCGUUUUAUCGGUCUUGAUGUGCCCCCCUCACACCACAUCUCUCUCGAGCUGAGGCCACAGGAGCUGCUGCUGUGGCUGACGUCCCCUCCGGCGCCGCAGCUUCCUGCGGAGGAUGCAGCAGCUGCAUCAAUUACAGCAGCAGCAGCAGCAGAUACAGCAGCAGCAGCAGCAACGGCAGAUGCAGCAGCAGCAGCAGAUGCAACGGCGGCAGAUGCAGCAGCAGCGGGUGCAGCAGCAGCUGCUGCACGAGGCCGGCUCAUGGGCAGGAUCCAGCUGCCGCUGCAGCUCAAUGUUUCAAGUGCUGCUGCUUCCGUUGUUGCUGCUGAAAGCAGCAGCAAGACAGCUGCAGCAGCCAGCAGUAGCUGCUGCAGCAGCAGCUCCUAUAGCUGCAGCAGCAGUACAGUAAUUGCUGUGGCAGCAUUUCUGGAGGGGAAGCAGCAGCUUAUUCGGCUGCUACUGGCUCUGGGGUGCUGCUGCAGCUGUUCGACAGCAGCAGCAGCAACAAUAACAGCAGCAACAGCUGCUGCUGCUGCUGCACAGCCACAACCCCAAGGCCCGCAGCAGCUGCCUAGUGUAUCCCUUUCAAGUGUAUAUACAGCGUGCCUCUGUUGGUGCUUAUCACCAGCAGCAGCAAAAGCAGAAGCAGCAGCAGCAGCAGCAGCAGCAAACGAACUAGAUUAUGGUAGUCCUCCUCCCCUUAAGAAAAGGCGGUCUGCUGCUGGAGCAGCAGCAGCGCCUGGAGGAACAGCAGCUGCUGCAGCAGCAGAUGCUGCUGCUGCUGAGAGGCAGCAGCAGCUUUUCGUCAUUGGAGCAGAUCGGCUGCUGCUGCAGCGUGCUGCAGGAGCGCCGCUGCUGCUGUCGCUGCCGCCCACUCCGCGUGGUGCUGCUGCUGUUUUUGCAGCUUGCUGCUGCAGCAGCAGCAGCAGCAGCGGCGACGAUAGCUGCUGCCUCCUUCACAGCGCCUGGAGGGAGCAGCAGCAGGAGGAAGAAGCAGCAGCAGAUGCAGCGAAGCGCUUCGCGUACUGCAGCAGCAACGGCAGCAGUUGCUGCUGCAGCUGCUGCUGCAGUGCUGCUGCUGCAAAGGCCCCAGUGCUGCGCCCCGCAGGGGCCCCACUUAAGGGUGCAGGGCCUCCAAAGGCGGAGGCGCUGCUGCUAUGCCUACAGCAGCAGCAGCAGCAGCAGCAGCAGGAAGAUGAGGUGUUCAGCAGCAACGCUGCAGUUUCCUCUGAGCUGCGGUGUCUGUACAGCAGCAGAGGCUGCUGCUUCUCCUUGGGGAGGCUGAGGGCUGCUGCAGCUCUGCUGCCGCGUGCUGCUACUGCUGCUGCUGCUGCUGCUGCUCGCUUCCCACUCCGACUGCUGUGGGGACAGCAGCAGCAGCAGCAGCAGCAGCAGCAGCUGACGGUGCUCUGCAUAACAGCAGUUCCAACUGCAGCAGCAGCAGCCACGGCAUCAAGGUAUUUCUGCAUGUUCUGCGUAGCGCCACGACCUGCUGCUGCUGCUGCUGCUGCUCCAGAGAAGACAGGGGAAGGUGCAGCGUGGCUGCUGCUGCUGUGCAUCUCCCCACGCUCUGCAGCAGUUGUAGCUGCUGUGUCAGUGCAGCUGCAGCAGCAGCAGAUGCAGCUCUCCGCUACCCCAUGUCUCUUGCUGCUGAGCUCAAGCGGCAGCAGCAGCAGCAGCAGCAGCAGCAGUGGCUGCUUGCUGCUGGGGCUGCAGAGCUUCUUGUUGCUAUCUUUUUGCUGCAGCCCCCAAGCGCAUAUCUCUGUUUCGCGCCGCGGCACUCUUCCUGUUGCUGCUGCUGCUGCUGCUGCUGCUGCCUGCAGCGGCAACAGCGGCACUGCGCUGCUGGUGGGAGACACGCUGUGGCUGUGUCAGCCUCAGCAGCAGCAGCAACAGGAGCAGCAGCAGCGGCAGCAGGCUCUACUGGCUGUGAACCUUGCAGCAGAGCCUCCGGUGCUGCUGCCGGUUCUUAGCAUGCCGCAGCAGCAGCAGCAGCAGUGGCGCUUGGCGCUUUGCUGCAGCCUUCUCUGGCGGCUCCGGGGGCAGCUGUCCGACAGCAGCAGCAGCAGCAACAGCAGCAGUUUGCCGCAGCAAGCCGAGGAAGAGGAAGCAGUGGAGCUGCUGCUGCUGCAGGUGGCGAGACACUGCGUGAAAAUCCUGGGAAGAGGCAGAGUUUGCUGCUGCUUGCUGCAUGCGCUGCAGCCGUGUGGCAGCAGCUUAGAUGCUGCAGCUGCUGAGAGCCUGUCGGCGAGCAGCAGCAGCAGCUGCAGCAGCAGCAGCAGCAGCAGACGCAGCAGCAGCAGCGGACGCAGCGUCAGCGAGAGCAGCAGCUACUACACCGUUCAAAGCUCUGCAGAAGAUGAUCUCCUGAGAAACGGCAGCAGCAGCAGCAGCAGCAGCAGCGACUCCCGCAGCGCCUGCUGCUUCCCAGGGCCGUCCGCCCUUUCUUUAGGGGCUCUUAGGGCCCUCCGCAGCAGCAGCAGAAGCUGCUGCUUCAGGGAUCGCCUGCUGCUGCAGCAAGCAGCAGCCACUGCUCGGCGAAUUGCAGCAGCAGGAACGGCAGCAGCAGCAGCAGGAACAGCAGCAGCGGGAACAGCCGCAGGAACAGCAACAGGAACAGCAGCAGAGGACUGGGAAGUGACGCUACUGCAGCGGGUUCUGUGGGGCCUCACUAAGCAGGCAGCAGCAGCAGCAGCAGAAACAGCAGCGGCAGCAACAACAACAGCAGAGAGGCUGUUCUUAGGAGAUGCUGCAGGAGCCGCAACGGCAAGCGCUGCAGCAGCAACUACAGCAGCAGGGCCGCUGCUGCAACGUGCUGCUGUAAGUGCCUGUGUUUCCCUGCUGCUGUGGCUGGCUCAUCAGCAGGAGGAGCAGCAGCAGCAGCAGCUGCUGCUGCUGCCGCUGCAGCUGGGAGCCUCUGAGGUGUGGGGCCGGUUCUUACAGCAACAACGGCAAGCCCUCAUGCCGAAAGCAGUAGCAGCAGCAGCGGGAGGUGCCACUGCUGCUGCUGCUACUGCCUUUUCCUCUGCUGCAGAGACUUGGCCGCUCGCUGCUAUUUUCCCUCCCACGGCGCAGCAGCAAGCGUUGGAACAGCAGCAGCAGCAGCAGCAGCAGCCCCAGAUACAGCAGCAGCAGCAGCAAAGCAACCAAACAAGUCCUGCUGUCCCGCUGUUGCUGCGUGACUCGGGUGUAUGCACUGUGCAUGCGCAGCUGCAGCACGGGGAGCUGCUGCUGCUGCAGCAGCAACCGCUCGUCGCAGCUCUGCAGGAUUACUUGCUGCUGCUGCUGCUGCCGCAGCAGCAGCAGUGUGUAGAUUUGAUGUUGGCAGCAAGCGAGGAGAAGCGGCAGCAGAGGCUGCAGAGGCUGCUGCUGCUGGACCAGCUGCAGCAGGUGCAGCAGCGGCAGCAGCGGCAGCAGCAGCAGCAGCAGCAGCAAACUGAACUCUCUUCAGAUGGACCUAUGAGCAUUCUUGCUGCCAGAAUGCUGCAGCGGGGCAGCGCCUUGUGUCUUCUUCUCUCUGGCUGCAGCAGCAACUUGAACUCAGCGCAGGCUCGCCCGCAGCUGCAGCAGCAGCUGCAGCAGCAGCAGCAGGAACAUCAGGUGGCCGCCGUGCUGCAGCAGCACCUGCUGCUGUCCUCUUCACCAAUGUGGCGGCUGCUGCUUCUCGGUUUGGUGCAGCAGCAGCUCCAGAUGCGCGAAGGCACUAGUGUGGCAGCCACUUCUACCGCAGCAGCAGCAGCAACAGCAGCAGCAGCAGCAGCAGCAGAACAGCCUCUUGUCCCCUCGGCUGCUGCUGCAUGCGCGUCCCUCUCAGCCCGACUUUGCCGGCAGAUUUCUAGCGCAAAGAGCGAGGGCAGCAAAAGCGGCAGCAGCAGCAAGGGCUCGAACGCUCAGCAGCAGCAGCAGCAGCAACAGCAGCAGCAACAGCAGCAUAAGGGCGACGCAGCAGAUGCUGCUGUGGCUCGCUGCUUUUUGCCCUUUUGGCUGCCUGCAUACAGUUCAAGCUGGCAAGAGUGCCUUGACAGGGACUAUGCACAGCAGCAGCAGCAGCAGCAACAGCAAAAGUUGCAGCAGCAGCAGCAGCAACGCCUUCGACAAAGACAGCUGGCACAACUUGUUCGUUUUGCUGCUGCUGCAGCCAGCGCCACUCAUGCCGACAGAAUAGUGGGGGAGCAGCUGCUGCUCGCGGCUUCUUGGCAGCUGAAGCAGCAAACGCAGCAGCAACAACAGCAGCAGCAGCAACAGCAACAGCAGCAAUCCCGUGAGUGCCUCGAGACGCAGCUGGAGCGGAUAAGAGAAACUGCGGAAUGGUUUAAAGGCCUUUGUGGGGCUUUUGGUGGUCCAUCUGCUGCUGCUGCUGCUGCUGCUGCUCCUUUUUACUCCACAGCAGCAGAAGGUCCUAUACACAGCAGCAAGUCCCCAAAGGCAGCGCUGCUGCUGUUGCUGCAGCAGCAGCAGCAGCAAGUGAUGCUGCACAAGGGCGCAUGCGGCGCAGGUGCUGCUGUACUUAAUGCACUCAGUGCCUCUUGUGCUGCUGCUGCUGAGAGGAGCGAAGCUGCUGAGGCGUUUCUGCUGCUGUUCCAGCAGCCUGUGUCUAAGGAGCUUCAAAUGCUGCGUCUGUCGCUGCAGCUGCUGCUGCUGCAGUCGCUGCAGCGCAGCAGCUCCAGCAGCAGCACUGGCAGCAGCAGCGUAUGCCUGAAUUUGCCUGCUGCAGCAGCUGCUGCUGCAGCAAGGGUCUCGGGCGCCAUGGCCGUACUGAAGCAAGCAGUGGACAUGUACCUGCAGCACGCAGAGCCAGCAACAGCAGCAGCAGCAGCAGCAACAGCAGCGGGAGCAGCAGUAGCAGGGUCUGCACUAAUGGAACAAUGUGGAAAGCUGCUGCAGCAAAUCCCCGGAAGCACUCUAACUGUUCCCCCAGUGCUGCCGCUGCUGCUGCUGCCGCUCACAGGCGGCGGCGAUUUGCGGCUGCCGCAAGUGCUGCUGCUGCGUGCUGCUGCUCCGCGGCCGCUGUCUCCUGCGCCAGAGCCUGCGCUGCAACAGCAGCAGCAGCAGCAGCAGCAGCAAGAAGAGCAGCAGCAGGAUGGGGUGGCGGCUUCAAAGGGGCAGACAGCUCUGCUGCCGCAAGCCUUUCUUGCGGCGCACCAGCUAAAGCAUCUCCAGCAACAACAGCAGGAGCUGCUGCUGCAGCAGCAGCUGCAGCAGCAGCAGCAGCAGACGGAUCUCAGUGAAGAGCAGCAAGCUCCGACGUCUGAUGCUUCUGACGUCACUGCAUGCAGCGAGGAAGAGGAGCUGCAGCUGCCGCUGGUGGAGGAGCAGCAGCAGCAGCAAAGCCGCACAGUCUCCGCCUCAGAGGCGCUGCAGAUAUCAGCUCUUGCGCAGGCUCAAUGCCUUCUAGCCUCAGUUGACGAAGCAGCUUAUUCGCCGCUGCUGCCUGCAGCAGAGACAGCAGCUCGCCUUGCAUUCCUUGGAGAGCUCUCAGCAGCUGUUCGUCUUUGCUGCUGCUGCUCACUGAACCCUUUGGGGGCCUUCCACGCUUUUAUUUACUGCGCUCUGAGAUCCACAGCAAAAGGAGAGGCGGCACAGCAGCAGCAGCAGAAGCAGCAGCAGCAGCAGCAGCAGGGUAGACAAGAGCGCAGCCGAUGGGAUGAGUUGCUGCUACACCUCGAGAGACACUGGAAGCUCUUGGCAGCAAAAGAUGCGUCGCUGCAGCCUUUUGCCCUUGUGGGACUCAAAGGAGCUGCUGCUGCUGCAGCAGCACCAGCAGCAGCAGCAGCAGCAGCAGAGCGUGCAAAGGCCCAGCGACUUUUCGCAGCGCUGCAGCAGCAGCUACAGUCUCUUGCUGUUCUUUUGGGGCCUCAGCGAAUACCUGCCCAAGUCCUGGCAUUUCUACAAGACAAACUCGACGAAGAAGGUGGGCUGGCCCGUCUGCCGCAGCUGCUGCUGCAGGGCCGCCUGGAGGCAGCAGUGCUGCUGCUGGAGAAGCACGUAGCAGCAACAGCAGCAGCAGCAGCAGCAGCGGCAACAGCAGAUGGCAUUAGGCAGGAGGCCGCGCUGAGAGAGCAGCGAGAGGCGACACGAGAGCUGCAGAUGCAAGCAGCAGCACUGGCCCAGCUACGCACUGCGGUGCUGCAGCAGCAGCCGCUGCUGCUGCCUCGGCUGCAGCAAACCCUCCUCAAAGCGGGGAAUCAGCAACAGCAGCAGCAGCAGCAACAGCAGCAGCAGCAGCAGCAGCAGCCCCGCACAUCUGUUUGCCGUCCUGAGCCGCUGCUGCAGCAGCAGGAGCAGCUACAGCAGCAGCAGAAGCAGCACCAAAAGAUGCAACUGCGCCAGAAGCAGCAGCUGCUGCCGCAGCAGCAAGCGCAGCUGCUGCAGCAGCAAGAGCAGCUGCUGCAGCAGCAAGAGUAG